Chondrus crispus (carragheen) is the source of this 87-nucleotide messenger RNA. RefSeq lists its product as hypothetical. The record is from RefSeq and is a predicted model, not a curated record. NCBI's taxonomy places the organism in Eukaryota, Rhodophyta, Florideophyceae, Gigartinales, Gigartinaceae. The coding region runs from base 1 to 87 and encodes 28 amino acids. The transcript has a single exon.
AUGACGUCUUUUUGGAGCUCGGCCGUCUGGAAUAGCGCGGAGCCACUUCCUGAAAGAAUAUCAAGUUUCCUCCCCUUGACUGAUUAG